AACAAUCACAUUUUGACUAUUUUUGGUGGCCAAAAGUCUUAAAGAGUCCUACACAAGUCGUUGUGUUGUGAACAAGACUCAUGUUUUCAGUUGCAUCAUUUCUACUAGAAAAUACUUGGGGAAAUUCGUUGGUUCCAGCUGCUAAGUUUUUGGAAGACAUCGAUAAAGUUGUGGAAGAACAUGGUGGGAUCAGUAUCGUUUUUCAAGCUUUAGAGCAGUUGUACACACGUUACAAAAUUCUAGACUCUAGUCUUUCUAGACAAAAGAGGAGUUUUCAAGAGAAAAUUCCAGACUUGACCAACGCGCUACAAGUUGUUCGCUGGUUACAAUCUUCAGGUGAUGGAGAACAAAAGGAACCUAUGGAAACUACUUUUGAGUUGGCGGAUAACGUAUAUUCGACAGCUUGGGUGAAGAAUCCUCAAGUAGUUUAUUUGUGGUUGGGUGCUAAUGUUAUGGUGGAAUAUUCAUUUGAAGAGGCGGAAAGUCUUUUGAAGGAAAAUCUUGAUGGUGCAAGAGACAAGAUACAACAGUUGGAAAAAGAUUUGGCUUUUUUGAGAGAACAAAUGACAACUACUGAAGUUAAUAUUUCGAGAGUUUAUACAGCACAAUUGAAGAAGCAAACAAGUAACGUGGCGUAAUGCUCAAUGCUUUCCACUGAUCG
Messenger RNA from Galdieria sulphuraria, 661 nucleotides. RefSeq names its product prefoldin subunit 3. The coding region runs from base 81 to 638 and encodes 185 amino acids. The record is from RefSeq and is a predicted model, not a curated record. Gene Ontology annotation, cellular component: cytoplasm; prefoldin complex. Lineage: Eukaryota; Rhodophyta; Bangiophyceae; Galdieriales; Galdieriaceae. Gene Ontology annotation, molecular function: tubulin binding. The transcript is spliced from 3 exons. Gene Ontology annotation, biological process: protein folding; tubulin complex assembly; microtubule-based process.